Messenger RNA from Cylicocyclus nassatus, 4169 nucleotides. The record is from the annotation of a GenBank genome assembly. Lineage: Eukaryota; Metazoa; Nematoda; Chromadorea; Rhabditida; Strongylidae.
AUGUGCAAUGGGAAGGACUUAGAUAUUGGCAGCAGUAUGCGCCUCUGCGAAACAGAGGCAAAGAAUGGUGUCACAUUACUGGCAGCACUGUUUCAACUUUUAACGAAAAGAUUGCUAUUACUACAGUUUUUUCUGAAGUUCUCUUCAAAAGACAUAUCCAUCUGCAAGAGUCGAGAAGCGCAAUGCAUAGAUUUACAACUGAUAGUUUCUGUUCAGGCCGAUGUUGAGAAAGAAGUAGAAGUGACACAACGCAGUAUGCUGCAACCAUCGCGUAAGCUCAUGACUGAGGACAAGACACAGCAUAGUGAAGUGGAAAAUGUGAAGGCUGCAGUAAUUUUGGAAAACUCGGAGAGAAGAACUCACAAAAAGAAACAUGCCAGUCGCGAGAAAAGUUCUUCGGGAAAUGUGGUGGCUCAGGUUGUCCAUGAAGACGAAGAUGAUGGAAAGGUGGAAAUAUUGAUUCGCACACAUAAAUCGAAACCGAAGGUUCACAAACGGAAAAGCCAUUCGCGUGAAAGUGCUACUCAACAUCCUUCACCUACCGAAGCAAAAAACAUAUCAAUCACUCAAUCCUCCCAGUCAGUAACAGCGGGAGUUCUGAAGGAAGGAAGUCUACGACAGCACUCGCUAAGAUCAAAACCGUCAAAGGGCAGCUUUGCGCAUGAAGAUUUAAGGGAAAACAAGACGUCUUCCCUCAGAUCCAAACCAUCAAAGAGUAAACUCCCUGAAUCAGACACAUCACAGGAACCGAAGGCUACCUUACAUAUCUCGCUCAGAUCGAGAUUAUCAAGAGGAAAGCCCAUGGGAGCGAUUGUCAAGGAGGAAUCCAGCUUCAGACAAUUCAGAAGCAUCCCCUGUUCAGAACGGCUUACGAGAAGCGCUCCGUCACUGAGAGCAAAACAAAAGGACCAAGGAAGUGAUCAAAAUUCAAUUAGAGAGCGAAUCAAGAGAGGACUGAAAUCAGCAUUCAGUGCCUUCAGCAGAUCCUCACUCGAAAAAUCGUUUCAAACUGCAAAAGCUAAAAUAAGUAAACCUGCACGGACUGCGACGUAUACGUACCAGGACACUUACUUGGGAAACACGCAAACCACAUUAGAAGACAACCCAGAAGAAGAUGAGGAUGAGGUUUACUAUAGCGACAGGACUCAUCGUUCGGAUUUGGAACUCAUUCCAAAUAACGACAACAACGGCAAAUUAUUUAACGAUAAAGGACUGCCGUUUUGGAAAGACAAAAAGUACUUGUCUGAAGUUCCCAAUAUAGCGAGAAUACCAAUGUCGAGUUUGAUACUAAUGUUGGCCGAUAAGAAAUUAGUGCUAAAGGAUCCAGUACCAGCACCAUCGCGUAUGGACGCAUUCGAGUUAGAAUUAGAAGAAAUGAAAAGUCGAGAUAAUUCACACUUUAGUGACGAAUUAUUACUCAGUAAUACGAUGCGAUCAAUAAUUUCAACACUUGACGAUAUAGACAAAUAUGCUGAGAAUAAGCCCGAAGAAAUCCACCAACUUCUCAUUGAUGAACCUAUAAGCGCAAGUAACUACUCGAGGCAUGAACCCGACGUUAUUGAAACUGUGCCUUUUUUAUAUUCUGGAUUGGGUGUUUGCAAAAUGACGAAAACCGAAAGCACAUCAUCAAGUCUGACUACGAACAGUGAAGCUUCUACUUCCUCCAGUGACUCAAAACUUGACAGAAGUAAACGAACAAAAAAGAAGAGCACGAGCGAGGAUGAGGAAAAAAGAAUGUGUGACGACGAGGUAGCUGCUCUUGUUGUGGACAAUGGUUCCGGUAUGUGCAAAGCCGGCUUUGCUGGAGAUGAUGCUCCACGAGCUGUGUUCCCGUCUAUUGUUGGACGUCCUCGUCAUCAGGGUGUGAUGGUUGGAAUGGGACAAAAGGAUUCGUACGUUGGUGACGAAGCUCAGUCAAAAAGAGGUAUCCUCACACUGAAAUACCCAAUCGAGCACGGUAUCGUCACGAACUGGGAUGAUAUGGAGAAGAUCUGGCACCAUACCUUCUACAAUGAGCUCCGAGUUGCACCAGAGGAACACCCCGUCCUGCUUACUGAGGCUCCACUUAACCCCAAAGCUAACCGUGAAAAGAUGACUCAAAUCAUGUUCGAGACCUUCAACACUCCUGCUAUGUACGUUGCCAUCCAAGCUGUGCUUUCUCUAUACGCUUCUGGUCGUACCACUGGAGUUGUACUCGAUUCGGGAGAUGGUGUCACCCACACUGUCCCUAUUUAUGAGGGUUAUGCUUUGCCUCAUGCUAUCCUUCGUCUUGAUCUCGCUGGACGUGAUUUGACUGAUUAUUUGAUGAAGAUUCUUACUGAGCGCGGAUACUCGUUCACAACCACAGCCGAACGUGAAAUCGUUCGAGAUAUCAAGGAGAAGCUUUGCUAUGUUGCGCUUGACUUCGAACAAGAAAUGGCUACUGCUGCAUCAUCUUCAUCUCUUGAAAAGUCGUACGAACUUCCCGACGGACAGGUCAUCACUGUUGGAAAUGAGCGCUUCCGUUGUCCUGAGGCACUUUUCCAGCCUUCAUUCUUGGGUAUGGAAUCUGCUGGUAUUCAUGAAACCUCAUAUAACUCGAUUAUGAAGUGUGAUAUCGAUAUCCGAAAGGACUUGUAUGCCAACACUGUCCUUUCUGGAGGAACCACGAUGUACCCCGGAAUCGCCGAUCGUAUGCAAAAGGAAAUCACUGCUCUUGCACCCAGCACGAUGAAAAUCAAGAUUAUCGCCCCACCUGAGCGCAAAUACUCUGUCUGGAUUGGAGGAUCUAUCCUGGCUUCACUGUCUACCUUCCAACAGAUAAUUCUAUUCGAGAACGCCUUAUGGACUUGCCUUUGUUCAAAUCGAUCCAUGUCUUCUGUAAUAAUAAAAAGAAAAAGAUUAUUUUGCUGUUCUGUGUUCGUUCCAGUGGUAUCCCACAUGAUGUUGCUCUGGGACAAUCAGAUUUUCCCAAAUGUGGUUGAUGUAACGCCCCCAAUAGCAUUUCGAGAACGUUUCCUGCCUCGAGUGGACAGUUUACUAAAGCUAGAACAUGAAGCUUCUUACGCUGGCACGAUCAUUUUUCCACCGAAAACGACAUGGAAAUCUAUCUUUGCCUCGGUCGACUACGGUGAUUACAGUUCCGUGGAGAGUACUUCAACCUAUGGCGUCUUACCUUGUCAGAAUGCUACCCUUGCCCCGGACAGCAUCAAACACCUUGUUCUUAUUCAUCGCAGUGAUGGACGGCUGAAAUUCAAAGCGUCCUGCGAGAAUGGGGAGAUCAGUGAUAUAAUCAACACCUCCCACUACUCUCCAUUUCUGUGCGGAAGCAUGGUGGACUAUGUAGAGGUCACCGGUGUCAUUAACGACUCCUUUCUUCUAUGGUUGUCAGCAGCAAAACUUAUUAUUUCAUUAAGAAUUCGCGAUGCUAAAAUAAUGUGCAGCCAAGCCGUAUUUUACAAAGCUAUGUAUCGCGUUUCCCUACAGUCGCUAGCAAUUUGCCGUUGCAUGUUUGUAGACGCUCAGAUGCUUUCCGAUGAACUCUUCUCUAGAAAUCCGCAAAUACGUGAAUUCGAAAUCUCCUCGAUAGACGGCUGCAGGCAAAGCUUUCCUUUACUGACUGAUCGAGUGCUGCGCGGCUGGUGUGUCACUGGAUUACCUCGUAAACUUCUCCUCCAUCACGUGGAGACUUCCUUCACAGUCCGAGGUAUUCGGACCAUGAUUGAGGCGGCCCUGCAAUAUCGUCAUUCUCGCAGCUGGAGCUUUGGUAAGAUCUGCUCGACCACUGACCAUUCUAUAGAGGAGCUCGAAGCUUGCAAGGCUAGAUUCGGAGACCAGCUGCAAAUUCUUCGCAUACAUCGCAGCUACAUUCAUGUUAUAUCUGAUCUCAUUCCCAGAAUGUACGUAUUUUUCUAUACCUCUUAUGAAAACACUACAAACGAAGAUGGUUUGGAAAGUCUGGAUUUUAAAUAAUGCAAAUUCCAUGUAUUAUAGUACUAUUAGUCCAUAGUUUGUGUAUCUUUAGUUUUAUCAAGUUACUGUAUGCAAAUAAGUUCAGUUUAUUUUAUGUCUCAUCGCUUGUUAUCAUUGCUUCUUUGGUUUGCGAUUUAUAUUUUGCAUGUAUAUCGCUGCUGUUGUUUGAAUUGUAUUGUGCUAUACUUUGACCGUAUAUCGUUUUAUUAGACUUCUAU